UUGUGAGCCUGCCCCUUUUCCUCCGCCUCCGUCUUUCCCCCGUCUCCGCCCCCAGUUGCCCUCACCCUUUUUCUUUCCCUCUUCACCGUCUCCGCCCCCGAGUUGCCCUCACCCUUUUUCUUUCUCUCUUCCCCCGUCUCCGCCCCCGAGUUGCCCUCGCCCUUUUUCUUUCUCUCUUUCUCCUCCGUCUCUCCUCCUUCUCUCUUUUGAGUCUCCUCUUCGUAACCACUGCUUUACCCGUUUCUCCCCUGCUCUCUCUGUUGCACUCAACACCCAUGUCAUUGCUGCUGCAAGGUGCAAGGAGCUCCAUUGCCAUUAGUAGCUUUUUUCCAGCUGGUGACUUCCACAUUGGAGGACUCUAUGUAGAAGUAGCGGUUCUUGUCUGUCAUCCCUUCCACCACCAUCGGCACCCUUUUGUUGCAAACCAGCUUGACGGUUGCUCCUCUAAAACGGAGAGAAAGGGAAACAGAAAAGAAAGCAUAAGACAGAGAAUGCGUUCAUUUUUUGAGGCCAAUUUGCUCUUCCUAGAGUCGCCACUUGGGGUGGGAUUCUCUUACACAAACACCUCUUCUGAGGUUCCCAAGCUUGGCGACAGGAUCACAGACAAGGUUGGGUGAACUCUGUACCCAUGUUUUAAAGAUCCCUUUUCAUGAACAACUGUGGGCUUCUUGAUACAGUUGCCUUCAUACAGUGCUAAUAGCUAGCUGUAUUGAAGACAACCAAGGUCCACAGUCUGCAAAGCAGUAAACCUGGUGAUGGGCCAGUACUUGUUGUCUACAAAAAACCAACGAGUGACAAAAGGCUUUGUCUGCUUCAAUCAUGGAUGGGAUAAAUGGGAAGGAAAUGUUGCCUGCACCAUGUUGGUAACAUGGUUAGUGCAAAGAAGUGGCAUGAAUAAAAAGCUAAGGCUUCUAACUCUGAGAAGUCUUGGCCUUUUGAGUGAAGUCAAGUGGAGUGGGGCACUGGCCCUAUUAGCUUGUAACCUGAAAUUGCUUCCCAAAUUGAGAACUGCUAGCUCACAUACCCGCUUGAUCUGAAGUUCAUGGAUGGGUGAGUGGUCCUACAAAUGGUUCACAAAUAUCAGUCAGCCAGCAUUUUACUGGAUCUAUGGAGACAUGGGCCUGGAUCCAAAUGUUAGGCGACCCCUUCACAAGGACCAAAUUCUUUGACAUGGCCUUUGGGUCUCCAAAACUUCAGAACAGAAUCUCCAUGGCGGCUUGAUUAAGCAUGAUUAGUGAAAUAAAACUUGCCAAACAGAUGUACAUAGAAUGUGAAUUCAUUGUAAAAGAGAACCUAUUUUACCCGCAGCCUGAUCACAGUUGAGCCAUGUGCUUGCAGAUCCUGUCAACUUCAUAAUAGGGCCACUUUAGCGUCUUGAUACUGUACAUAAACGUGCAUUAUUGGAUUUUCUGGCUUGUU
Messenger RNA from Nymphaea colorata (pocket water lily), 1419 nucleotides. RefSeq lists its product as uncharacterized. The transcript has 4 exons. NCBI's taxonomy places the organism in Eukaryota, Viridiplantae, Streptophyta, Magnoliopsida, Nymphaeales, Nymphaeaceae. Gene Ontology annotation, molecular function: serine-type carboxypeptidase activity. Bases 276 to 617 code for a protein of 113 amino acids. The record is from RefSeq and is a predicted model, not a curated record. Gene Ontology annotation, biological process: proteolysis.